AUGGGCGCCGGCUUCGAGCUUCGCAAUUUUACAUCGAACUCGACGGAGGUGAUUGCUGCGUUAGAUGGCGUUGACUUCGAUAAGGUUAUUGGGAUAAAGAAUGGUCUGGGCACUGAGCGGGUACUGCGUUUGCAUUGGCACUCCACGACUGACAACUUCAAAUUUGGACUCAAAUUCAGUAACGUGAGUGAAGCGGUGAUGAGCGGUACUAGAUGUCCUACGAAGAGGGAGCUCCUCAGUGUGGUCAUGUCCAUAUUUGAUCCGCUGGGGCUCCUGGGUAACUUUGUUGUCGGGGCGAAGCUGUUAAUGCGAGAGGUGUGGAGGCAUGAAACGCGCUGGGAUGAACCACUUCCAGUAAACAUUGCUGCGUCAUGGGAAAAGUGGCGGAGGCAACUGCCAUCGGUAGUCAGGUAUACCUGUCCUCGAUUCUACUUCCGCAAUGGUGCGCCGGAAACACUACAGUUACACACAUUUGUCGACGUCAGCGAGAAUGCCUUUGCUGCCGUCACGUAUUGGAGAGCCAAGAACGCUCGUGGUGAGGUAGAGGUUGCCUUCAUUUGCGCGAAAUCUAAGUGCGCUCCAUUGAAGCCGCUUACCGUACCGGGCUUAGAGCUGCAAGCUGCCGUAUUAGGAAUGCAUCUACAGCAAGCCGUAUGCGAAGCACACUCCUUUAAACCAAACAAACGUCUCCUUUGGUGUAAUUCAACGACGGUCAUCAAAUGGGUUCGAAGCAAGCACCGUAAAUAUAAGCCGUUUGUUCAGCACAGAAUUGCUGAAGUUUUAGCCACCACGCAAGUGUCCGAGUGGCGAUGGAUACCCACGGCAGAAAACGUGGCCGACGAAGCCACGCGCGCGAACCAUGCAAUCGUGUUUGGACCUACUGUGCGCUGGGUACUAGGCCCGUCGUUUCUGCGAGAAGAGGAGCAAGCCUGGCCCUCCGAAGAUGCAGUUUCCCCCGACUCAGAUGAGUACGAUGAAGAACUACGACCACAACACGCAUUAACCAUCGUUGUUGAGGACCACAGCCUGGGUUAUACUGUUCGUCAAAACCUGUCACCGAAUUCAAAUUAA
Molecule: messenger RNA, 1071 nt
Organism: Rhagoletis zephyria (snowberry fruit fly)
Lineage: Eukaryota; Metazoa; Arthropoda; Insecta; Diptera; Tephritidae
Source: RefSeq, a predicted model, not a curated record